UGUCAAUCUUCAAUCGUAUCGUACUGUUAUCGAUUCAAUAUCUAUGAGUUUUGCUUUUGUGGUUUUUUGCUUUAAAAGAAAAUACAAUAAAUCCUUUCAUUUAUAUUCUUGUUGGGGUAUAUAGCCUAUUAAAACUCAAAUGUUGCAUUAAUGAUAGGACGCUCCUGUAGAUGCUCUUAUUUAAUGACAAUGCGGUGGUAAAGGGUGUAAGUUAUUAGUGGUGUGAAGCUGGUUUGUGGCAGGAUGGCGGCUGACACAGCGGUUGCUGCAAGCCCUGAGGAGACGCUAGAGUCGCUGUUGCGAGAAGCUGAAGCACUUAAACAGAAAUUGGAGGAGGAACGACAGAAGCUCAAUGAUGUCACUCUGUCAUGUGUGGCGGAGCGGCUGGAGGCAAUCAACUUCCCCAACCUGAAGCUGAGACGCGUGCUUAAAGGCCACCAGGCCAAGGUGCUCUGUUCUGACUGGUCGCCUGACAAGCGGCACAUUGUUUCCUCUUCACAGGAUGGCAAAGUGAUCGUCUGGGAUGGCUUCACUGCCACCAAGGAGCAUACCAUUGCGAUGCCUAGCACUUGGGUCAUGGCAUGUGCAUAUGCACCCUCUGGGAACAUGGUCGCUGCGGGGGGCCUGGACAACAAGGUGACGGUGUUCCCGCUGGGUGAGGAGGAGCCGGCGUCGCGGAAGCGGACGGUGGCGACGCACACGUCGUACAUGUCGUGCUGCCUGUUUCCCAACACGGACCGCCAGAUCCUCACGGGCAGCGGCGACGGCACCUGCGCGCUCUGGGACGUGGAGUCGGGCCAGCUGCUGCAGAGCUUCCAGGCUCACGCGGCCGACGUGAUGGCGCUCGACCUGGCGCCCUCCGACAUGGGCGACACCUUCGUGUCCGGCGGCUGCGACCGCGCCGUGCUCGUCUGGGACAUGCGCACGGGCCAGGCCGUGCAGGCCUUCGACACUCACCACUCCGACGUCAACAGCGUCAAGUACCACCCCUCGGGCGACUCGCUCGCGUCCGGCUCCGACGACUCCUGCUGCCGCCUCUUCGACCUGCGCGCCGACCGCGAGGUGGCGCGGUACACGAAGGAGAGCAUAAUCUUCGGCGUGAACUCGGUGGAAUGGUCAGUGAGCGGGCGGCUGCUGUUCGCGGGCUACAGCGACUACACGGCGUGCGCGUGGGACGCGCUGCGUGCGGCGCGCGUGUGCGUGCUGUGCGGCCACGAGCACCGCGUCACGCGCGUGCAGCUCGCGCCCGACGGCACCGCGCUCGCCACCGCCUCCUGGGACGCCACGCUGCGGAUCUGGGCGUAAUAUGGAAGUGGAACUGCCGCUCGCCGCCCCUCACAUUCCAGCAUCACCAACUGUAGUGGAGCGCAGUAUGCCCGCCGCCACGUGUUGUCCCCCCGCGACCACAUGCGGCCCCCACGUCCACGUGCGGUUCUUGUGAAGCCACGCGCGGUCCCCUGCGGUCCAAAUGCUCGCUGAGCUGCCGCUGUACGACGUGAAGCUAGCCACUGCACCCCAUUCCUGCACCAAGCCAACUCGUAGUGAUGGAAUUCAAAUCGAACGUUCAGUUUAAAUAGACGCGUGUAGUGUGUUAUAGACAAUACACUUGUCUAUAUGAUCGUACAUUUUGUUACGCGUUUUUGUUAUUACUAUAUUGUUACGCCUAUUAACGGAUAUUCUGUCCCCGAUCUUCCGUGUGUCGGCCACGCGCACUCUACAUGUAUUGUUCGCCUAAUGUGACGCGUUGUAUGUUAGAAUAUGUGGACGUCGAUGGAUCCGUGCACGAAUCACAAGUUUUUGCAAAAAUAAACGGAACAUUCUUGUCAUGUCUCUGAUCAUAGAAUAUAAAAAUGCUUCGAUAUACUCCCAGGAAGAUCCGCUUAAUAUGGCGCUAGUCUUACAGUAAUAUUAGAUGUUAUGCCAAAUUAAUUGUUGUUUAGUUGCGUUUGUUCCUGGACUCGAUGAUAAGCAAAAUUAUCAAUUCUAAAUUUUUUAUUUAUUAUUAUUAUUAUUUACUAUAGAGUAGAGGUCCAGUGGCAAUCGCCUAGAUGCGGUAACGUGGUCAUCGAUACUGUGGCUCGAGGGCGUCCUCGCUUGCGACGCCCCCUGGCGGCCGCAGUUCAAGCGGAGUGCAAGUGUAGUGCGGUUCGCGGCUGCAGAGCGGAAUGGAUGGUUCUGGACUAACAGUGCUGCACUGUAAUUCGAUUUAUAAAUAAAUCUUACGAUUCAUAAACAACAUAUAGGUGUCGCCUAUAGUAUAGCAUAUUUAACUGUCUGUCUCUCGAUGUACAUAAGUUGUAAUUUAAAGAGCUUCUUGGGAUCUUCACAGGCCUCACUGAGCGACCUCACCGUUCCGAGGAUUUCAAACGAGGGGGUCACAGCUUCACAUUCCAGGAUUACGUGAACGGCCGUUUCUCCGGGGUAUUCGUUUCUUGUGUUGUUUUGUGGUUGUUGUUGUUCAUAGUUAGAGGUUAAAAUGGACGUGGUGUAGUUUGCGCUGUUGUCCAGCCAAAUCAUUUAAUAGUGGCAGUUGAUUAUCAAAAUUUUCUCUGACCAGUUUAAGAAAUUUAUGUUGGUCAGUCCCUAGGCUGUUGUUUGGGUAACUCCAUAUUAACGGAGAAUCGAUCCGUCUAUGGUCUGAGCAUGAUAUUCUUUGGAUACACCCUAGUCACAAAUAGAUUCCGAAAUACCAACAGAUGUAAGAGUUAAAUCUAUAAUAGUUUGUGAUCGAGCCUUUAUAAAGGUACCCGUAUGAAUUGGACUGCGUCCCCUUCACUUGUCAUACUUUCAACUAUGAGUUUUUCGUUCCUUAACGUCUACUUAGGUCUGGAAUUAUUGACGAACUCUGAAAAGACCUGUUCUGUGGUUCCUAAAGCAUCCAGCUGGAUGCGAAUUUCCUCUUUGACUGAUCCUGCCUGUUCAAAGAAUCCUGCCAGAUUUUGCGUUGCAGUCAUUCCCGGUUGUAGUAUGAGUCUUAUAUUUGGUGCGACAUUAUUUUGAGUGCUUUGUGCCAUCAAUACAUCUCCACACACUCCGAGGCAUGGAAUCCCCUCAAAUAUCUUGUGUGUGUCCAUAUCGAUCUGGGUAGCUAGAUAUCUUUCUAUGCCUUGAGCUACCGUGACUGGCAGAUUGUGGUCUGCUAGAUAUACCAUUUUGCCGGUUUUAUCUUUGACAUGACCAACCGCUUUCAAAUAUAGAUAGAGUGACUGCGGGACGGACAAUUCCUGCUCAUUCAUCGCUUAGCAGUAUUAUAUUUGAAAUUUUUAUGUAAGAAAGCCUAUUACAGGAUAGACGAAUUCAUAGAUGACAACAUAUCAAGUAAAUAAUUAGUUUAUUAGCAUACAACGUUAUAUUUUUUUUUUCUCAUUGCUUUCUUGAUUUAAUUGAUUAAUUUUAGAAAUAUGAAAGCGUAGCGGUUUUUUGUAUUAAUUGCCGCAUGCAUUCUUAUGUAAAAUGUGAAUACUAUAACUAUCAGAUGGCAAUUGUGAGUAGCUUUGACGUGGUCUAGUGUUUUGAGUAGUCAUGCUCACUAAAAUGUCCAGACUUGUGGCGGCGUGGUGGGCCGGGUCAUUGGGCUCCCUAAAAUAUGGUCGAGCGCAGUGAUGGCUGGCUCAUCCGUCAUACUCGUGAACGGGUGCUGCUUGUAGGGACUGGUCUGCUCUAAUCACUAUGACUGAUUUCCUCUUAUUAAUUGUUUAACCAGUUGGUUAUGUAUUCAAUUUUUUUUUCUUUUUGAGUAUUUAAUUGAAUUAGUGCUAAUUGGUGGUUUGUAUUCACACAAUUAAACUUAAAAAUGUAAAAUAAUAAUAAAAUUAUUUAAAAGAGCAUCACGCAAGUUUCUUGCUCGUUCUUCUUGUGAUGAGACAGCUUUCCGAACGAGCGGUAAAUUAAAAAAAAAUGUAAUGACUUUUCAAAAGUGCUUCAAUGUAAGUUUAUUUGAAUAAAUGAUUUCUAUUCUAUUCUAAUGUGAUCAGCGAGGCUUAUACUCGUUUUGACUUUACAUCUAAUAAUUUCGACCACGAAAAUGAGGUUGAGUAAUACAUUAACAUCUUUUUUGACAGAGAUUUGUUAAUGUUUUUGUCAUCUGUGCUUAGUGCGGAGUACAAUACCUCCUCAGUCACAUUUCCCAAACGUGCGAGCGUUGGGGUGUGUUCGAGGUUGACUUGUAACUCUGACCGAGACGUCAACUCCAAAUACGGAAUUAGCCCACAUUGGGAUGUUCUUCUGUGGAGUCGGCGUAUUAGCCGCUUCGAGUUUAGUGUGCGGUGGAACCUUUUUUUCUAUUAGGCUUGACGACAUUCUUUGGUUUGGGCGCCGGAGUCUUUUUUUCGACUUUGUCGGGAUUAAAGUUCCCUGUUUUGUUUCUGUAACCAGGAGCGAUCCUCUUUAUUUCUUCGCUCGUGUAUGGUUUUGGUGGUUGUCGCAUUUUCAGAUUAGCCUUUUUAGCGUUCAGCGUAGAUUAAUCUGGGAUGUACAUAAGUUGUCGGCAGACCGUUUAUAGCAGUGGUCGUACGAGGAGCCGUGCCCGCGUCGGACCGACUGAUACGGUUUAUGUAGAAACCUCCGGAUGUCCGAUAUUAACCGAUAUCGUUUAUAUGAAGAGUUUGUGGAAUAUUACAAAAGUGUAUAUUUGUAAAGUGAUCAACAAACCCAUUAUACGAGUCGCGGUUGGCGUCUGCUGCGCACCGUAAUAAGUUAUUGUAGCGUUAUUAGCACUUCGUUUUGUGGAACAAUACGACGUGGCGAGCGCGCGGCCGCCGCCACCAGCCGCCACCAGCCGUCACCAGCCGCCACUAGCCGCCACCUCGCAGCGGUUCAUUUUGAAUGCUGAUAUGACACGUGCCAGUCACAUCGGCGCGUGGCAUCGAGUUGGGAAUGACGUUGUUGAAAACGAAACGCUUUGAGUAUUAAGAUAGGGCUAUUAUCCGGCCGCUUAAAUUGUGUGGUCUCUAGUUUAAACUAGCGAGGCCUGUCCAUAUUCUAUAAAGCAUUUCUAGAGAUAGGUUUUAAUAAGCCGACAAUAAUGGACUACUAAUCUCGUCUAUUUAUAUUUGUCGGCCGCACCCAAAAUUGUAUACUUAUAAUUUAUUCGGGUGCAUGUAAAAUAUUACUAAGUGAAAAUUAGUGGAGCAGUAAAAGAACGUAGCUAUGUAUACGUGUUUGCCACGUUCGUGGUUUAAAAAAAAGCUAGAGAAGACAUUUGCACAUUGAAUAUAAAAACUAGAACUAGAAACCAGUAGUUGAAAAUGCUCAAACAUAGGAGAAGGACCUUACAUCCAACACAACUAUGCGGCUCAGUUUAUAAUCUAUGACAUCCUUGGACUAGUCCAUAUCCUUUGGUCACCAUAUUUGUGCUCCUUCGGCGAGAAUGGGCUCUCACCAUUUCCUAUUGUUUAAAGAGUUGCUGUCUUUGCAUGUUAUAAAAUAGAUUGCACGGUGCUCUAUGGCACUCUUCAUUGUCAUCUGUUCCGCUCGUGGUGGAUGUCGGCAAUAACUCUCGAACUAGCUUUAUUGAGAAUAUGGAUGGGCCUUAUUUAUCUAAAAUAAGAAAUUCCAAAGACUUAGUUUUGAGUAUUUUUAGUGCUGUGUCUAUUUGCGUGGUAACCACAGGGAGCACACACAACAGAGGCACAACGAUCUAAUGUUUCUUUGUAUCUAUUUAAUCUGUUUUCUUACAAGAUCUGAUUCUUCUACACGACUGAGGUGCCAAACAAGCAUACGGCCCACCUGAUGGUGAUUGCUUACCAUCAUUACCAUAGCCUAUGAACAUCUGCAAUAUCAAGGGACGCACGCGUUGCUGACCCUGAAGCAAGCUCUUUACUCCCCUUUUUGAAGAAUCUCAUGGUGUAAAAGCCUCUACAGGGAGCUCAUUACAUAACCUACAUGAAUUAUCUGUCUAUUGAUCUAGCUACAUAGAGAUUAUUAAAAGAAGUAUACGAGGUCUGUCCGGAAAGUUCGUAUAAAAGUGUUCUGGAAUGCGAGAAAGAGGAGUGGGGAGGCCAGGUAAGCGCAGGACCCCUUCCCUUAUGUCCCUAACAAUGCUUCAGUUCUGGUCUGACCGCCGUGCGGUGCGAACUGGCUUGUCACGCCAUCUGUGAAGUUACCUCUUAACGAAACCCCGUCGGCAUGGAGCCCGCUUCCGUUAAAGAGCAGCGCGUCGUAAUCAAGUUUCUCUCGAAACUCGGCAAGAAUGGCCGUGAAAUUUUUGCCGAUCUCAGAACAGUUUAUGGGGAUGAUGCUGUGAAGGAACCAACCGUCCACAAGUGGCUAAAAAGAUUCAGAGAGGGCCGAGAAAGAGUUCGAUGUUCGGGGGAUUGUCCAUCAAGAAUUCGUCCCUCCAGGCCAGACAGUUGAUGGAAAAUUCUACGUCGAUGUGCUCAGACGCCUCAAAGCUCGUGUGGCACGAGUUCGUCCAGAAUUGGCGCGAGAGGGGCGUUGGAUUCUUCACCACGACAAUGCCCCUGCCCACACCUCUCUUGUUGUCCGUGAGUUUUUGAGUAAAAAUUCCAUUACGGUGACCGAACACCCCCUAUUCGCCGGAUUUGGCCCCGUGUGACUUCUUCUUGUUCCCAAAAACCAGCCCGCCUGCGAUAUAUGUAACCAUAUACUCUGGUGUAGCACUAGUGAGGGAUGAUAGGUGAAAAUUAAAUGGCAGGUUAGUUAGCCUAUCGUGAUGAAAACAGUCUUCCAGGAGGACCACGUGGAGACCGAUCUACCAGGAUAUAUUGUUAGCAAUUGGACUAGUAGUUCACAAUACUGGGGGAAAGGGAUUGUUAGUAAUGGAGACGAGAAUCCCAUUGCUAGCAAUAUAUAUACCCAACCAGGUCGACCUCCUCGCGGUUCUCUCUGUUAACUAUCAUAGUUAAUUCCUGAUGAAUUCAUCAUGAUGUGCUAACUGGCCUGUUUUCAUUCUCAUCUAUCACCCUUCACUGGUGCUCCGCCAGCGUAUCCCAUUAGCGCAGGCGGGUUACCAUUCCAUUUUCACCUAUAAAAAAAGUCCACAUUACUAAUAAUCCCUUCCCCCAAUGAAUAUAAAUCAGUUGGCUCAUCAUGACGAAUUCGACAAUUAAUCGCUAGUGUUUCUAGGGGGAACCACGCGCAAGUCAACCUGAUAGGGUACAUUGCUAGCAAUGGGGCCGUUAGACUCCAUUACUGACAAUGCCUAUAAGUUAAAUUUUGAUUUUAUUCAUUCGACAUUGACUACGGCUACUUAGUGUCGUGUGUGCCGUGUGUGCUCCCUCACUCCGCGCCUGUUCCCGUCAGAGUAAUUAUAGUUUGUGUUACGUUGCAGCGAACAGUUCACAUCUUCAUGUAAAUAAUAUUGAAGCACGUCGAAGAAUGAUCUUAUGUUUAUUUAUAAAUAGAUAUUUAAUGAUUCCAAAGUACGGACGUCGCGGACGAGCGGCGGCCGCUCGUCCGCGUCGGUUAGCUCAGUGUUAUAGCCACGUUCUAUUAAUUAAUAAACUUGAAUGUUGAA
Messenger RNA from Galleria mellonella (greater wax moth), 7477 nucleotides. It is a transcript of the gene Gbeta5, whose product is annotated as guanine nucleotide-binding protein subunit beta-5. Gene Ontology annotation, biological process: G protein-coupled dopamine receptor signaling pathway; G protein-coupled receptor signaling pathway. Gene Ontology annotation, cellular component: heterotrimeric G-protein complex; cytoplasm. NCBI's taxonomy places the organism in Eukaryota, Metazoa, Arthropoda, Insecta, Lepidoptera, Pyralidae. The coding region runs from base 244 to 1305 and encodes 353 amino acids. The record is from RefSeq and is a predicted model, not a curated record. The transcript has 6 exons. Gene Ontology annotation, molecular function: signaling receptor complex adaptor activity; protein binding.